Sciurus carolinensis (gray squirrel) is the source of this 2728-nucleotide messenger RNA. It is a transcript of the gene Ppm1m, whose product is annotated as protein phosphatase, Mg2+/Mn2+ dependent 1M. Bases 84 to 1469 code for a protein of 461 amino acids. NCBI's taxonomy places the organism in Eukaryota, Metazoa, Chordata, Mammalia, Rodentia, Sciuridae. Gene Ontology annotation, biological process: protein dephosphorylation. Gene Ontology annotation, molecular function: protein serine/threonine phosphatase activity. The transcript has 10 exons. The record is from RefSeq and is a predicted model, not a curated record.
CCCCAGUCCGCUUCCUCCUCCCAGGGGCAGUCCCGCCCAGCCCUCCGGGUCCGCGCUCCGCGGCAGCCCCCUGCCGCCGCGCCAUGUCUGCCGGCUGGUUCCGGCGCCGCUUCCUGACUGGGGGUCCACUUCCCGCGCCGCGGCCGCCGGGGCCGCGUGCCAGCCCCGUACCCUACCGGCGGCCCCGCUUCCUGCGUGGCUCUGGCUCCAGUCCAGGAGCCGCCGACGCCUCGCGCCGCUCGGACGCCCGGCCAGUGCGCAGCCCAGCGCGUGGCCGCACACUGCCCUGGAACGCAGGCUACGCCGAGAUCAUCAAUGCAGAGAAAUCUGAGUUCAAUGAGGAUCAAGCUGCCUGUGGGAAACUGUGCAUCCGAAGAUAUGAGUUUGGAUCUGAAGAGGAUAGGGAAUGGUUGACUCUGUGCCCAGAAGAGUUCCUGAUGGGUCAUUACUGGGCACUGUUUGAUGGGCACGGUGGUCCAGCAGCAGCCAUUCUGGCUGCCAACACUCUGCACUCCUGCCUGCGCCGGCAGUUGGAGGCCGUGGUAGAAGGCAUGGUGGCUGCUCAGCCCCCCAUGCACCUCAGUGGCCGCUGUGUCUGUCCCAGUGACCCCCAGUUUGUGGAAGAAAAGGGUAUCAAGGCAGAAGAUCUGGUGAUUGGGGCCCUGGAGGGUGCCUUCCAGGAAUGUGAUGAGGUGAUCGGGCGGGAGCUGGAGGCCUCAGGCCAGGUGGGCGGCUGCACAGCUCUGGUGGCUGUGUCCCUGCAGGGAAAGCUGUAUGUGGCCAAUGCUGGGGAUAGCAGGGCUAUCUUGGUGCGGAGAGAUGAGAUACGGCCGCUGAGCUCUGAGUUCACUCCAGAGACUGAGCGGCAGCGAAUUCAGCAGCUGGCCUUUGUCUACCCUGAGCUUCUGGCUGAUGAGUUCACCCGACUAGAAUUCCCUAGGCGGCUGAAGGGGGAUGACUUGGGGCAGAAGGUUUUGUUCAGGGACCACCACAUGAGCGGCUGGAGUUACAAAUGUGUGGAGAAAUCAGAUCUGAAGUACCCACUGAUCCAUGGACAUGGCAGGCAGGCUCGGUUACUGGGAACACUGGCCGUCUCCAGGGGACUGGGAGACCAUCAGCUUAGAGUCCUGGACACAAACAUCCAGCUUAAGCCCUUCUUGCUCUCUGUCCCACAGGUGACAGUGCUAGAUAUGGACCAGUUGGAUUUGCAGGAGGAGGAUGUAGUUGUCAUGGCAACUGAUGGGCUCUGGGAUGUUCUGUCCAAUGAGCAAGUGGCAUGGCUGGUACGGAGCUUCCUUCCUGGGAACCGAGAAGAUCCACACAGGUUCUCGGAGUUGGCCCAAAUGCUGAUACACAGCACACAGGGGAAGGAUGACCAUCUCACAGGGGAAGGGCAGGUGUCCUACGAUGACGUCUCUGUGUUCGUGAUUCCCUUGAACAGCCAGAGCCAAGGGGGCAGUGGCUACUGACAAUUCUGACACUGUGUCCAAGAACCACUCCAGAGUUAUUGCAGUAUGGACAUGCCUCCUCCACUAUGGCCAAGGGCCUGCCUAUUUGUCCUGUCCCCAGCCAGAGCCCAAUGUUCCUGCCUCCCACCCAGGUUCAUCUGUUUAAAGGGGAUUAUUUAUACCAGGCAGUAAGAGCUGGAAGGGUACAGAGAGCCCAUCCCACCAGGUCCUGCCUGCCUUUUGCAACAAUCACAUCACUCUGGCAGAGGAAUAUGAUUUCCUACAACUUAGGAAACCCUUGUGAGGCUCCUCAGACAGGAUCCUCAAUAGCCCAAGAAUUAUUCUCACUUUAAGAGACACCCAUGUCAAGAAUAUUAGUCAAAUGCCACAAGGGGUAGGAGCGUGUGUUGGAUCCAAGUUUCCCAAUCCACAAAUGUCAGGGCAUUCAUUUAACAAUCCCCAAAGUUCAUGCAUGGUACCCAGUAGAAAACCUUGGGCCCAUCUUAAAGAUAGCGCUGGAGGAGACACCAGCUUAAGUCCUGCCCUGCUCUCUACUUUUGGAGGGCAUGGGCCCUACAGCUAAAGUUGGGGGAAGAGCAAAAAGGGGCAAGAGGAGCUCCCAGAGUUGGCUGAGCAGGGAGUGCUUAUCACUACCUCUGGCCUGGCCUCCUAACUGGCUGCUUCCUUCUGGCCCCAGGCCUGCCCUAGUCUCACCCCCAAUGCCUUUGCUUUGUUCCUUAUCACCUUCCUAUUAUUAAAUGUUCCUUUGCAGAAGAGUCUGUGUGAAUUGUGAACUGCUUGUACAGCUUGGAUUAUGGGCACCUUCCAGUGGAUUAGUUUUAGCUCCACCAUACAAGCUUGCAUAUGAUUAGAACUGUUCUCUUUGCAGCCUCCCUAGUUCUUAUCUGAGUGAGCCCCCACCCCUGACUGUUGUCCAAGAAAUAGAAAGGAGGCCUUUACUUCCACUGUCAACUCAGUUUCAUGUACCAUAAGGGCUGCUUUUUCACUUGAUUUUGAAUGCAUACGCCUAUUAACCUAGAUUUAGUUAGAAACAUGUUAAGAUCCCUGGGCUUGAUGAACAGCUUCAACUUCUCCUCAAGGCCGUUGGCAUCUAUAACUUACUCAGAUAGUGUUUGAAGGACAAGGCAAACCACCUUCAUGACUUCAGCUUUACCUGAGUUCCUGGAUUCACUCCUACAACUAAGGUGAAUUUUGCCAGUCAAGUCUUCAACUGCAGCAGAAGAUUCAAUAAAACACAUGUUAAAACUUGUGCAGUUAAC